Molecule: messenger RNA, 1650 nt
Organism: Aspergillus bombycis
Lineage: Eukaryota; Fungi; Ascomycota; Eurotiomycetes; Eurotiales; Aspergillaceae
Product: sugar porter family MFS transporter
Exons: 8
Coding region: 1-1650 (549 amino acids)
Biological process (GO): carbohydrate transport; transmembrane transport
Cellular component (GO): membrane
Molecular function (GO): carbohydrate:proton symporter activity
Source: RefSeq, a predicted model, not a curated record
AUGGUUGCUGCCGGCGACAGUACUACCGGCGCUGGCUCGGGCUUGGACAUUUCGUACGGACAGUCCGGAUACAAAGGCCUUGUGGAACAGCCAUUUCUAUUAUUUCUAUCCUUGUUUGCGAGCCUCGGAGGUGUCCUCUUCGGGUAUGACCAGGGAGUCAUCAGUGGGAUUUUAGUGAUGAACAACUUCGGCAAGGAAUUUCCCACAUUGGCCAACGACUCGACACUCCAAGGUUGGUUGGUUUCUGUUCUCACACUGGGUGCCAUGUUUGGUGCCCUUGCCAAUGGUCCCAUCGCCGAUCGCCUCUCGCGACGUUGGUCCAUCCUCCUUGCCAAUGUUAUCUUCCUUAUCGGAUCAAUUCUCCAGGCUGCAUCGGUCAAUGUGCCGAUGAUCUUUAUCAGUCGGUUCAUCGCAGGGUUGGCAAUUGGUCAGCUGUCAAUGGUGGUUCCUCUCUAUAUCAGUGAGCUAGCACCACCCAAUCUUCGCGGUGGACUUGUUGCUCUACAGCAAUUCGCGAUUACGGGUGGCAUCAUGAUAGCCUUCUGGCUGAAUUUCGGAACCCAGCAUAUUGGUGGAACAGGGGACGGGCAGUCGCCCGCUGCAUGGCGCUUCCCUCUCGCCUUGCAAUGUCUAUUUUCGUUAAUACUGGGCUUUGGAACUUUCUUCUUGCCAUACACUCCACGCUGGCUGAUGAUGAAGAACAGAGAAGACGAAGCUAUGUCGACGCUCUCCCGCGUGCGUCGUGUGCCUAUAAGCGACAACCGCAUCAUCCAGGAAAUGCUUGAGAUCAAGGCGUCAGCGAUGUUCGACGACGAGACAACUGCUGCCAUGUUUCCAGGAGUCACCUCACCUAUUCGUCUGAGCUACGAAAGAUAUAAGUCCCUUUUUACCUUUCGCCACUUGAAUCGCCGCCUCUUGCUUGCCUGUCUCCUCCAAUUGAUCCAGCAAUUCACGGGUAUCAACGCUAUUAUCUAUUACGCACCCCAGAUCUUCAGGAAGAUUGGCCUGUCUGGCAGCUCGGUAGAUCUCCUCGCGACCGGUGUAAUCGGAAUUCUGAACUUCCUCUGCACUAUCCCGGCAAUCAUGUACAUGGAUCGCUGGGGCCGCAGAAAGGUCCUCCUUGCGGGUGCUGCCGGAAUGGGCAUCUCCCAGCUCAUAGUAGCUACCCUCUAUGCCGUAUACAAGAGUUCCUGGGCCAGCAACCAGGGUGCUGGCUGGGCCACGGCGGUGUUUAUAUGGCUGUACGUAUGUAACUUCGCGUAUAGCAUUGGCUGCGUCAACUGGGUUAUUCCCUCUGAGAUCUUCCCUCCGGGGGUGCGGUCUCAAGCUGUUGGUAUCGCCAUCGGUACAAAUUGGUUGAGUAACUUCAUUGUGGCGCUUAUCACGCCUCGGAUGCUGGAGUCGAUUGAAUUCGGCACGUUUUACUUCUACUUGGCCUUCUGUGUCUUUCUCGCGGUCUGGGUGUACUUCUUCCUUCCGGAAACAAAUGGUGUGCCCAUUGAAGAAAUGGAUAAGAUUUUCGGCGGCAGUCAGGGGGAACAAGACGCGAUGCGACUGGCAAAUAUUUACAGACAGCUUGGUGUUGGGGCUGGAUUUGAUGGGAAGCAAGAAAAGGACGCCGAUAGCCAUGUGGAAAACGUUGAAGCAUGA